Molecule: messenger RNA, 2255 nt
Organism: Ictalurus furcatus (blue catfish)
Lineage: Eukaryota; Metazoa; Chordata; Actinopteri; Siluriformes; Ictaluridae
Product: E3 ubiquitin-protein ligase TRIM35
Exons: 7
Coding region: 220-1641 (473 amino acids)
Molecular function (GO): protein binding; zinc ion binding
Source: RefSeq, a predicted model, not a curated record
AGUAAGGAACGUAGUUUAAGAUGGCUUUGAGAUAGACUUUAUUUCUUCUGGAAAGAGACUGGAUAUCUGUUCCAAACGAACGCUCUCUACAGGGUUUCUGAUUUCCUCCACCCUCUUCUGGUUUUGGGGUGAAAGCGGAAGUGGAGACCAUAUAGCUUAGCAAAAUGUCAGUGGUUAAACCUAUAAUUACCAAGUUGUUGACCUGAAAGAAAAGACAGAAUGGCAGCUGAAGACAUAUAUUCAGAAGAGGAUCUCUCCUGUCCAGUGUGUUAUGACAUCUUCAGGGAUCCUGUUCUCCUUUCAUGUGACCACAGCGUCUGUAAAGAGUGUCUGGAAGUAUUCUGGAGAAAAAAGGAACGUCAGGAGUGUCCAGUGUGCAAACAGCUGAAUCUACAUGAUCCUGUUUGUAACUUCGCAUUGAAGAGUCUGUGUGAGGCUCACUUAGAGGAAUACAGUCAGAGAUAUUCAGGAGGCUCUGAACAGCACUGCAGCAUACACAAUGUGCAAUUUAAACUCUUCUGUCUGGAAGAUAAACAGCCUUUAUGUCAGAUUUGCCAAACGUCUCAACAACAUGAAGACCACGAAUGCUACCCAAUAGAUGAAACUGCAGAGCACCUUAGGAAGGAACUCAAAACUGCACUGAAGCCCUUACAUCAAAAGCUGAAUCGCUUCAGUCAAGUGAAACUGUCUUAUGACAAAACCAAAACUCAUGUUAAGAGACAGGCCCAGCAAACAGAGCAGCAGAUAAGGAAUGAGUUUAAGAAGCUUUACCAGUUUCUAAGACUUGAAGAGGCAAACAGAUUACUUGCACUGAGACAAGAAGAGCAGCAGAAGAUUCAGAUGAUGGAGGAGAAGAUUGAAGAGAUAAGCAAUCAGAUAUCGUCUCUUUUGAAAAAGACCAGAGCCAUAGAAGAGGAUAUAUGGACUGAAGAUCUCUUAUUCAUACAGAACUUUGAGUCCUCAAUGGCUAGAGCUCAGUGCUCCUUGCAGGAUCCACAGAUGGUUUCAGGAGCACUCAUUGAUGAAGCGAAGCACUUGGGCAACCUGGCUUUCAGAGUGUGGAUGAAAAUGAAGGACAUUGUGCAGUACAGUCCCGUCAUUCUGGAUCCCAACACCGCACACACCUACCUUAUGCUGUCUGACGAUCUGACCAGCGUGACUUUCGAUGAUACCCAAGACAUGACGCACCUUCCUGAUAAUCCAGAAAGGUUCGAGACAAGUGUGUGUGUCCUCGGCUCUGAGGGAUUUGACUCAGGGAGCCACUGCUGGGACAUUGAGGUUGGGGAUAGGAGUUUGUGGGAGGUGGGAAUAACCACAGAGUCUAAUCCAAAAAAUGGAGGGCUGUUUUAUGAUGGUGUCUGGAGUGUAGAGAAUAAUUCCGGGUUUUACACUCGCUCACCUGCUCGGCCAAAGUCUCCGUUCUCUGCUGAGGGAGGACUCCAGAGAAUCAGAAUACAGCUGGACUGGGACAGAGGACAGGUGUCCUUCUCUGACCCGUUCAACGACACUGAUAUAAAAAUCUUCCAUCACACAUUUACUGAGAAAGUCUAUCCAUUUUUCUGGAGUCUCAGGAAGAGCUCUCCUGUUAAGAUUAUUCCCAUGACCAUUUUACCUACGACAGUUCUUGAAACUGAAUGUUGAAACUAAUGUAAGAUCUGACUGAAGGCUCUGGAAUAUCUGUUUAGCUUAUGAAGAAAGACACACUGAUAGAGAAACAUUUCUGCAUACACUGAUAAAUCUGAACACAAGAGUGAGUGCUAAUGAUUUUUGGUAUUUUAUACAAAAUAACUAAACCGCAGAAUUUGUUUAAAAGCAGCACAUGUGCAUGUGUUUUCUCUUUUCUCACCUUUUUAAAAAAAAUUUUAUUAAAACAUUUCUACUGGUUUUUUCCUCAUGCUUUUUUUCCCCCUUCCAUUUCUCUCUCUCUAUCUUCCUGUUUUAGGAAUGGCUUUAAUAGUUCUAAAAAUGUAACUUUCUAACAAUGUCCUUAUUGUCCUUCAAAGACAGGUUUUGAUAAAGGAUAUGAAGGAAGAAUUCAAUUGAUCAGUAAAUCGAUACAGCUUUAAAAUUAUGAUUAUGCAAUGGAAAAAUGUAGUGAGAAUGAAAUUGUGUAAACAAUAAAUAUCAUUGCAAGAUAUAUCUCCAAAACCUUGAUUGUCUAAUUUUAAAUUUAAUGCUAUAGUGUUGCAUUAUGUAUUACACAAAAUCUGUGAAUUUUAUUCAGAUCUUCUUUUAACGUUAACUGGUUGCUUUGU